AUGGUUGAUAUGCAGUGCCUGUCCACACUCCCCGACCGACUCUUGGUUGCACGUUCCCACUCUUUCGGCGACUGCGGAGUCGGCACCUGUUGGGGCCGUGGUGCACCUAGUAACUUAGCUUGUGAUUUGGCCGAUGACGGGACUGAAGUGCCACCCAGAAUGGAGGAGCCGACCUGCCACAACAGCCAACGCACUUAUUGCACCCGGCGCCAAGGGCUCAACCUAACCCUACCUAAAGAACCGCAGUGGCAUGGUUACGAGUCUCUGAAACACCUGUUCAGACUACGAGUUGAGCAGGUGGGGAAGACAAAGUUGGGACCCUGGGAGACUGGGGCGGAUUCUGGACUCUCUUGCCUGGUAUCAACCUCUUACUGGCUUGGAAUUGGGCCUGACGGACUCUACAUCUUACGGGUACACAGGAAGAGAAAAUUUGUUUAG
Molecule: messenger RNA, 438 nt
Organism: Protopolystoma xenopodis
Lineage: Eukaryota; Metazoa; Platyhelminthes; Monogenea; Polystomatidea; Polystomatidae
Source: the annotation of a GenBank genome assembly